AAUAAUGACCACAAAAACAAAGAAGACACCAAAACUCAAACAAGUCUCCAACCUACUCUACUCUGAUGUCCACCUUUCAUUUUCCACACUCCAAUUCACUAAACUAAUCACACACUCCUACUGCCGGAAUAAAUGCCGGCCGUCGCGACGGCAUCGCUGCCGGUGCUCUGCGUAACCGGUGCUGAUUGGAAAACUAACAAGAAAAACAGCAACACUAAUAGUGAAAAUGCUGACAAUAACUAUCGUCAGCGUGAUCAAAUUCGCGUAGCGAAAACUAAUUCAAGCCAUUUCGGACAAGUAGUGAGUAAAGAUGCGGAGUUCCUCAAGUCGAAAAUAAUCAAAGGUUUAGAUUGGGCGAACGGAGCUUUUCGUGUUCCGCCGCAAGUGACUAGAGGUUUAGAAUGGGCGAAUGAGGCAUUUCAUGUUCCGAAGAUAUCGAAAACAAUUGAUGAUUUUAUUUGGAUGAAGCCUCUUGAAGAUCCUCAUGCUCCUCCCUUUCAAUUUCCUUCCUGGCCUCUUCCUCACUAUCCAGGACUCACUGGAAUUGAUCUACUGGUUGCUGAUCUAAAAGCCUUGGAGGCAUAUCUUAACUAUUUUUACUAUCUCACUAAGAUGUGGACGAAGCCACUUCCUGAUGUCUAUGAUCCGCAAGAAGUUGCAGAUUAUUUUAAUUGCAGGCCUCAUUUAGUAGCCCUCCGGCUUCUCGAGGUGGUUUCCUCUUUCACUGCUGCUGCAAUCAAAAUUCGAAUCUCGUCCGUCAUAAAUACAUAUACCUCAAGUGGGUAUACAGAUGAUGACCGGAGCAUUUCCCAGUACAAAUAUGGUUUGGUGCUAAAAGAAACAAUGCUGAAUCUGGGACCAACUUUUAUUAAAGUUGGUCAAUCUCUUUCUACGAGACCAGAUAUAAUUGGUUCUGAAAUUACAAAGGCAUUGUCAGGGUUGCAUGAUCAAAAUCCUCCUUUUCCCAGAACUCUGGCUAUGAAAAUAAUUGAAGAAGAGUUAGGUUCUCCUGCAGAGAACUUCUUCAGCUACAUUUCUCCAGAACCUGUAGCUGCAGCUUCGUUUGGUCAGGUGUACAAGGGACGAACAAUUGAUGGUUCGAGUGUUGCUGUGAAAGUUCAACGUCCAAAUCUGCGGCAUGUAGUGAUUCGUGAUAUCUACAUCCUUCGCGUUGGGCUGCGGAUUUUGCAAAGGGUAGCCAAAAGGAAAAGUGAACUUAGCCUAUAUGCUGAUGAGCUUGGGAAAGGAUUGGUUGGGGAGUUGGAUUACACACUAGAGGCUGCAAAUGCAUCAGAAUUUAUGGAUGCUCAUUCUUCCUUUCCAUUUAUGAGUGUUCCAAAAGUUCUUCGACACUUGACCCAAAAGAGGGUUCUGACCAUGGAGUGGAUGGUUGGUGAGAGUCCAAGUGAUCUAAUCUAUUUGUCAAGCAAAACUCCAGCUCCUAAGGAAGCAAAUUAUUUAGUCAAGGAGCAAAGUGAUGCUAGACAACGUCUUCUCGAUCUGGUUAAUAAAGGAGUGCAGGCGACACUGGUUCAGCUACUUGAAACUGGCUUGCUGCAUGCCGAUCCUCAUCCUGGAAACCUGCGUUAUACAUCAUCAGGACAAAUAGGGUUUCUGGACUUUGGUUUACUCUGUCGUAUGGAAAAGAAGCAUCAGCAUGCAAUGCUUGCAUCCAUAGUGCAUAUAGUGAACGGUGAUUGGGCCUCUCUUGUUCUUGCUCUCUCCGACAUGGAUGUUGUGAGACCAGGAACUAACAUGCGCCGUGUUACAAUGGAUCUGGAGGACUCAUUGGGAGAGGUAGAAUUCAAAGAUGGAAUUCCUGAUGUAAAGUUUAGCCGGGUGCUGAGUAAGAUUUGGGCUGUAGCCUUUAAGUAUCACUUCCGGAUGCCACCAUACUACACACUUCUGCUACGCUCGCUUGCUUCAUUUGAAGGACUAGCUGUAGCUGGAGAUCCAAAAUUUAAGACUUUUGAAGCUGCAUACCCACAUGUUGUUCGCAAACUUCUCACGGAUAACUCAUUGGACAUGAGAAGGAUUCUUCACUCGGUUGUGUUUAACAAAAAGAAAGAAUUCCAAUGGAAGAAGCUUGCUCUUUUUCUAAGAAUAGGUGCAACGACUAAAGGGAUUAAAUCAGUAGACGAAAAUUAUAUUGGCCGCUCUCCAACUUUACCGACCAGUAUAUUUGGCGUCACAAACUUGGUGUUGAGACUUCUGCAAUCUGAGGAUGGCGCUGUUCUAAGACGACUUCUAAUGACAGUAGAUGGAGCCUCACUAAUUGCAGCCAUGGUAUCAAAGGAGGCGAUUAUCUAUCGCCAAAGUCUUAGCAAGAUAAUUUCUAACGUACUGUAUGAGUCUAUAUAUGAUGCUGUUGAAGGACGUCGUGCGGCACACCAAUAUGGAUCUAAAGCAACACUAGCUAGUGGGGCUGAGAAAUUUUCCAGAUUAUCCACGCCCAACUCCAGUUACAAAUCCAUCAUGAGAGAUCGCAGGCUGAAAGUUAUUUUCUUCAAGAUUCUAGAAUCUGCAAGGAAAGACCGCAUACUAAUGCUGAAGUUCUGUUGGGCAUCGUUUAUAAUGCUUCUUUCAGCAUCAGCUUUAGCUUGUCACCGAAUGGUUGUAUCCUUGUGUGAAUCUUACAUAGGUCCUAUCUCACUUCCUCGAAGGCAACUUGCAUACAGCUGAUAAUUUAGCCAGUAGACAUUGGAAUUUUGUUACAUAAGCAUUGCAGCAUGGAAAUUUAUCGGCCGAAGGAGACAAGAGCAUACCUCUUCUGAUGACUGUUUCAGUCCUAAUGUUGACAGGUUUGGUUGCAAUGUCGAUGAAAGCCUUAAUGUUGACAGGUUUGGUUGCAUCGACGACAAAAGAGCCAUCAUGAAGUUAAACAUAUUCUGCAUCUCAGUGCAUCUGCAAAGCAGUUGGAAAUUUCUGUAAUAUUGUGAAUACUGUAUAGUUAUGUACAAAAUAUGAAGGUCCUUAAUAGUAUAUCAGGAUAUAUGUUUUUAAUCAGACAGUUUCAAUCUGUAUAAGCUAACGUGUUCCUAUAAGCCGGUCUGGGCUUGCUUAAAGUAGCAUGUUUUGGGAAUUAUGUUUUUCUUUUUAAAAGCUAAUAGAGUAUCUUUUUCCUCCUA
Messenger RNA from Daucus carota subsp. sativus, 3128 nucleotides. RefSeq lists its product as uncharacterized. Gene Ontology annotation, molecular function: ATP binding; protein kinase activity. Bases 133 to 2682 code for a protein of 849 amino acids. The transcript is spliced from 16 exons. Gene Ontology annotation, biological process: protein phosphorylation. NCBI's taxonomy places the organism in Eukaryota, Viridiplantae, Streptophyta, Magnoliopsida, Apiales, Apiaceae. The record is from RefSeq and is a predicted model, not a curated record.